GGCAACUUCGUGACUUUCCUUCCCUACCUGGUGAAAAACGUAUUGAGUUUGGUUUCUCUAUGAACUCUUCGCGGUGGAUGAAGGAAAUGACUGCGAUGCAAUAUUAACUUGUAGAUAGCGGGCGAUAGCGGCGAUUAUCACUCAGGGCGGGAUCGAGGUUGUCGGUAAUCGUCUGCAACGUGUGUGAAUUACCGCGCCCAUGGCAGCGGGCGUGCGCACUUAGCCGACAGAUAGGCUGCGCGGGUAAGCAGACAAGCAGGCGAGAGAUAGUGUAGCUGCCGUGAAGUGUUCUUCUGUGUUACUCUACUGAAUAAUGUCUUCGUUGGGUGAAAGGUUGCAAGCUACGGUGGGCGGGACCUGUUGACAGGAAAGGCAAGCACGUUGACAGGGGGUUUCCCGGCAGAUCGAGUCUGCAUUGUGAACGUGUGCACGCCAAGGAAAAGAGAGAGAGAGAGAGAGAGAGAGAGAGAGAGAGAGAGAGAGAGAGAGAGAGAGAGAGAGAGAGAGAGAGAGAGAAAACACACACACACUCGCACAUCUGUCUCUUAUACACAUCUAGAUGUGUAUAAGAGACAGGACGUGGGCGGUCCUUGUCGGUGGUAUCGGACGAAGUGACGGCGAAAGAGAUGAAUCCUGCAAUGUUUGGCAGUACUGGUCUGUUUGGGCCAUCGGCGUCUGAGUUGGAUUCGUUCGAGAGGCAGGCGGAAGAUCUGUACGCGGAAUGGAGCGCGGCGAAUGCGCAAGCAGACUACUCUCAAGAGCACUCGUUGUUAGGAGAAUUGCUCGACGUAAGUCAAGUGUUAACGGAAGGCGUCAGCGCGAUAGUUGACGACAAUUUCACUCGGUGCUUCAAGUGCAAUCCCCCGGACGCGUGGAACUGGAAUAUCUAUCUGUUCCCGCUCUGGUGCAUAGGUGUUGUGGUUCGCUACUGUAUAUUGUUCCCAUUGAGGUUUAUGCUCUUGAUGGCUGGAUGGGUGGUAUUCUUGUCCCUAUUCAUACCAGUACAUUUCAUCCUAAGGCCGGGCAGGUUGAGGCAGAGUCUGGAGACGUGGCUGGUGGGGUUUAUGUGUGGCGUGUUUGUUGCAUCGUGGACGGGAGUUGUGAAGUACCACGGACCUAGGCCUAGUCGUCGACCAAACCAGGUUUUUGUUGCAAACCACACAUCCAUGAUCGAUUUCAUCGUUCUGGAGCAGAUGACCGUCUUUGCCGUCAUUAUGCAGAAGCACACCGGAUGGGUUGGGUUGCUCCAAACUACAAUCCUGGAGAGCCUCGGAUGUAUCUGGUUCAAUAGGACAGAAGCGAAGGACCGCGCCUUGGUUACGGAGAAGUGAGGUUCCUCUUUAUCUCACACGCGUCCUUGUGCGUUCGACAAACUCGUCAAACCAUCCAUUUGCUUUUCUGUUUCAUAAUGAUUUUGUAUUGUCUUUAAUUUCCACGUUAUUGCGUGUGUGGUAGUGGAGAGUAUGGGUGUGAACAUGCUUAUCAUCGGACAGGCAUGAUGCAGACCCCAGAACCAUUCGGGGGCGGCAACACCACGAUGUAGCAGGUCUGAAAUCAACCAACCUGGCGCAUAUGAAAACGGGACUUAGACAACGCACUCAUCACCGGAGUUGGGCGAGAGAACAAUAUGAUGCAGCAGGUCUGAAAGCAACCAACCUGGCUCAUAUGAAAACGAGACUUAGAGAAUGCACUCAUCAUCAUCACUCGAGUCGGAAAGUACGGCGCCAUACAUUGUGGGAAGAAAACCAUGCAUAAUGGCGGUAAAGACAGGAGGUCGAAGACGAUGAAGAAGAAGAGAAGGCCGAGAUAAAACCAGCCGAAAAUA
Chara braunii is the source of this 1825-nucleotide messenger RNA. The record is from the annotation of a GenBank genome assembly. NCBI's taxonomy places the organism in Eukaryota, Viridiplantae, Streptophyta, Charophyceae, Charales, Characeae.